GAGCACUGUAGUAAGAAGGGUGAGAAUUAUUACCAAUGGCAACUUCUUUAUUAAAAUUGUCACAACGUUCACAACACAACUAUAUCAAAGUCAGUGCCUAGUUGUCUUGUGACGGUUUUAAUAAAGAAGUUGUAUGUUAUAACACAACAGGAUGCAUGAAAUGAAAAUUAUGACCACUGAGUUGGAGAAAUUUGAGACCUGCGUAAUCGGCUACUGCGCAUACCACUCCCACAAAAGAAGAGGCAGGAAGUAAUUGCGGCAAUUGCCGACGUUGCCGACGGUGCGAAGGAGGGUUGCUACCGUUACUGGUGUAAGUCGGCUGGUAGAGUGUUUGUUGGAGGAAGUUAUAUGUAUUGUUUAAACUCCACUACUUUCAAUAAUCGCAGAUUUUGAAGACUUUUUAUUCUUCAAUCGAAGUGCAUGAUUACACUACAGAACAGAUAGAUAAUAAUGCUUGCAGCAGAUGAAGUGAAAUCAAGUUGGGCAGAUGAAGUUGAAGAAGAAGGAACAGCAGGUGCUUUACCACCACCAACAGAAGAAAUUCAAAAUGGCAUGAAGAUCAUUACAGAAUAUAAAUAUAAUGAUGAUAAAAAGAUCAAAGUUGUCAGGACAUUUAAGAUAGAGCGCAUGAUUGUAUCAAAGACUGUUGCCUUACGGAAGACUUGGAAUAAAUUUGGGCAGUCAAAGAAUGACAAACCUGGCCCAAAUCCAGCUACUACAAUUGUUGCUGAAGAUGUUUACAUGCAGUUCAUAUCAAAUAAGGAGGAAGAUAAUAAACCUGAAGAAGAUGUUUUAGAUAAACUCAAGGCCAUGGGUGAAAGGGGAGCUGUGAGAUGCCGCAAGUGCUUUGGAGAUCACUGGACAACAAAAUGUCCCUACAAGGAUACGGUUUUGGCAGGUGGAAAAAUAACAGAUGAAAAGAAACCUGAGUCUGCAGUGGGACCAGGAGGUGUUGGACCUGGAAUGGCACCUGGAGAUGAUAAAAACAAAUCACAGAACAGUAAAUAUGUCCCUCCAAAUCUUCGUGAUGGUAGCAAUAAAAGGGGUGACAGCAUGUCAAAUACAAGAAGUAGAGAUGAUACCAUAGCAAUACGCGUCUCCAAUCUUUCAGAAAGCACUACAGAGGCUGAUCUGGAAGAUUUGGUAAAACCUUUUGGCCCAAUCCACAAGCUGUUUCUAGCUAAGGAUAAACUUACAGGUCACUGCAAGGGAUUUGCUUAUGUUCACUUUAAGUUCAAAUCAGAUGCAGCUAAAGCCGUUUCAUCUCUUAAUGGUCAUGGGUAUGAUCAUUUGAUUUUGAGUGUGGAUUGGUCAAAACCUCUAGGACAAAAUAACUAGGUUCAUGUAUCUUAGUCCAGUAACAGUUGUAACUGUGAUGUGUUAAAAAUGUGUCCUGUACUCUGUUCAUUGACUAGACUACAGACAUUAUAAAAUUUCUUUGGAAUUUAGAUUUGUGUUAAUCCAGUCACUAACUUUGAUAUUGUCUUCUGAUGUGAGAAAAUGAAAGAUAUUUCUGUGAGUGACAUUCCAUUGCGAAGGAAAAAAGAGGUUUAAUUAUUACAAUAGUGGGUGGCUUUUAUUUAUGGUUCUGUAGAAGAAAAGUAAAAAUUGGUACCAAAAAGAAAGUCAUUGGCCAGUGAGUAAACCACAGGAACAUAUAACCAUCUUUUAAGGGGAGGUGGUAAGCACUAUUUCCACAUUGUUAAUUUUGUUGUACUGAGGAUACAUUUUUAUAAAAUUUAUAAACUUCAAAUUUUGUACACAAACUGUUUAUGGGUUUUCUGUAUCUGAUGACUUUUUCUCAUAGCAAUAUAUUUGUAAACAUAUUGUCACAUGACAAAUACCUUUAUGCCAUCUUGGAUCUAGCGAAUUUAUUGAACACUCGCUCUCAAAAU
Molecule: messenger RNA, 1895 nt
Organism: Cryptotermes secundus
Lineage: Eukaryota; Metazoa; Arthropoda; Insecta; Blattodea; Kalotermitidae
Product: eukaryotic translation initiation factor 3 subunit G
Exons: 2
Coding region: 451-1338 (295 amino acids)
Cellular component (GO): cytoplasm; eukaryotic translation initiation factor 3 complex
Molecular function (GO): translation initiation factor activity; RNA binding
Source: RefSeq, a predicted model, not a curated record